UCUCGGUAUAAGCCGCUGCAUGUGUUUUUGCUACUGAAAAGUCGUGUGUUGCCUACAGAGCCACCAAUAGUGUCUGCUACCCGCAUUAUUUACUUGCUGCAAAUGCCCUAAUACAAUCGUUAGAGUCCCAAAAAGAUUAAUCAAGGGAGGCAACAUCCGUGAGCAACGACAUCACAAUGCGCAUGUUGCUGCCACUGAGAUUGGUUUUCGUCGCAGCAAGCUUGCUGCUGGCAACUACCAAAGCAAACAUUCACAUGCAUUUGUAUUCUGACACUACCAAACACUUUUCCAUCGGAGAACAGGAACAUGCAAUCGCUGGAAUAGAGGCUAGCCUACUUUCGCUUCUUGGUUUUGCAAAAAGGCCAAAACCACAAGCUUCAGCUUAUGUUCCAGAGUCUUUAAAGAAACUUUUUGUUAAACAAAAUACCAUUGGUAUGGCUGAUAUUGCUAGACCUGGAAUUCAUACCAGGUCUGCUAACACAGUUAGAUCUUUUUCUCAUGUUGAGAGUGACCUAGACCAGAAAUUUCAGUCUCCCAAUCGUUUUCGUCUUUCUUUUGACUUAAGCAGUAUACCUUCAGGAGAGAAAUUACAAGCUGCAGAAUUAAGUGUUUCUCGUGUAUCUAUAUUAAGUGAAAAAGACUCCACACAGAAGCUGGGAAGAAUUCUUGUAUAUGAUAUUUUGCGUCCUGGUACAAAGGGACAUAGUGCUCCACAGUUACGUUUAAUUGAUAGCAAACCAGUUAAUACUAGGAAGAAUGGCACAAUUAGUGUAGAUGUUCAUCCUGCUGUCGAGAGGUGGAUGCAGGAUCCUAAGAAUAAUCAUGGACUCUUAGUACAUAUGCGUGGAACUAAACAGGAGCAUGUACGUUUAAAAAGGAGUAUAAAUGAGAGAAAUGACACAUGGGUCAUUAGUCGGCCAAUGCUAUUUACGUACACAGAUGAUGGCAGGUACAAAAUGUCUUCUGCAAACCAAAUAAUGGAUCGUCGUGCAAGAAGGGCUGCACUUCGAAAAAAUCGACGAAAAGAUGGUCGUGAAAACUGCAGACGACACCCACUUUACGUUGACUUUGCAGACGUUGGUUGGAAUGAUUGGAUCGUUGCUCCUCCUGGUUACGAUGCUUUUUACUGUCACGGUGACUGUCCCUUCCCUCUAGCAGAUCAUUUAAAUUCUACAAAUCAUGCGAUUGUUCAAAAUUUGGUUUAUUCAACAAAACCAAGCUUGGUGCCAAAAGCUUGCUGCGUACCAACUGCACUUAGUUCAAUAUCUAUGCUUUAUCUUGACGAGGAGAAUAAAGUAGUUCUGAAAAAUUAUCAAGACAUGGCUGUUCUUGGCUGUGGAUGCCGUUGACCAUUUAGUGACUGGUUUAGUUAAAUAUUUUCAUAAUGAAGUAUUUAUGUGCAGCGAAAAUGAGAAUGGUUUAAAAGGCAUUAGUAAAAUGUUACGACAGAGCAUUAAGGUACAUAUUGCUAAAUUG
Molecule: messenger RNA, 1476 nt
Organism: Dufourea novaeangliae
Lineage: Eukaryota; Metazoa; Arthropoda; Insecta; Hymenoptera; Halictidae
Product: protein decapentaplegic-like
Exons: 4
Coding region: 177-1349 (390 amino acids)
Biological process (GO): BMP signaling pathway; SMAD protein signal transduction
Cellular component (GO): extracellular region
Molecular function (GO): cytokine activity; growth factor activity
Source: RefSeq, a predicted model, not a curated record